AGUUCAGAAACUGCCGGUAUGAAGCUUGUAUGGCAUCAGAGAAUAAAAACAUAGUAGAAAUGUACUGGAUUUUAUCAUAUACAUUUCAAUUUGACAAUCAAAAUUGUUAAUUAUCUUAAUUAUGUGAAAAUAAAUUAAUUAAAUAUUAUAUUUUGGAUUUUAAUAUUUAAAAAAAUAAUCUUUUUCGAUAAAAAACUUUUUUGCUGCAAUGGUAAUAAUAACGAAAUUGAUGUUUAUUGCAGUUAUUUAUGUUUUUUCAGGUACUUUUACUUCUGUAAUAGCAUCACGUGUACUUGAGUUAAGUGAUAGAUUUUUGGACAUUCAUAAAGAUGGACAAUGGCUUGUAAUGAUGUAUGCACCAUGGUGUGCACAUUGCAAAAGAUUAGAACCAAUUUGGGCUCAUGUAGCACAAUAUUUACAUGCAACAUCAAUACGAGUUGGACGAGUUGAUUGUACUAGAUUUACAAAUGUUGCUCAUGCUUUUAAAGUUAAAGGAUUUCCAACUAUUAUAUUUUUAAAAGGUGAGCAAGAAUUUAUAUAUAAUGGGGAUAGAACACGAGAUGAAAUAGUAAAAUUUGCAUUAAGAGUAAGUGGUCCACCAGUUCAGGGAAUAACAAAAACUCAUAGUUUUGACACUAUUAAAAAGGAACAUGAUAUAUACUUUUUAUAUGUUGGAGAACGAUCUGGUCCAUUAUGGGAAUUUUAUCAUAAGACUGCAAAUGUGUUCCAACCACAUGCAUUUUUCUAUCAAUCUCAUCCAAAUAUUGUUAGUAAACAUGCUCCUGUAGAAAAUAUUCCAGCAUUAUUUGUUUAUAAGGAGAAUAUACAUUACAACUUCAGUGAUCAUAAUAUAGAUGAUAUAGAAAAAUUAAAUGAGACAAUGUAUAAAUGGAUAAAUGCAGAACGUUUUCCCACAUUUCCAAAAGUAACAAGAGGAAACAUAAAUCAACUUUUUUUGACAAAUAAAAAUUUGGUUUUGGCAGUAGUAGAAGAAAAUCAAUUAGAAAAAAUACCACUACACAUGGCACGGUUUAAAGAUAUGGUAGAAUCUAUCAUUAAAAACAAACGAGAAAAAUAUCAUGAUUAUUUUCAAUUUGGUUGGAUAGCUAGUCCAGAUCUAGUCAAUAGUAUAGCAAUGAUGGUUUUACCAUUACCAAGUUUAAUUGUUAUUAAUACUACAACAAAUCAUCAUCACAUUCCGGAGGAUGAAACUGAAAAAUUAACUCCUCAUGUGAUAGAAUUGUUCCUAGAGCAAAUUCGAAAUGAAAGUGCUCCGCGAUAUGGUGGAAAUAAUUGGUUGAUACGUAUAUAUAGAUCAUGGUUUGAAUUAAAAACAACUCUUUCUGCAAUGUGGAUGGGUAAUCCCAUUCUAACAAUGGUCUUAUUUGGUUUACCAGCAGGAUUCUUAUCAUUAAUAUGUUAUGGUAUUUGUUGUCCAGAUAUUUUAGAUGCAGAUGAUGACGAAGAAGAUCAUCCAGGAGCAAAUCAUAUGAAGAAAGAUUAGAAUAAUUGGAUUAACAUAUUGUUUAUAUUAAACAAUUGUAUAAAAUUGUAAAUUUUUAAUCUGUAAAUUUCAAUUUCAUUUAGGUAAUAUUUAUUAAUUUUAUAUUAAA
Molecule: messenger RNA, 1613 nt
Organism: Apis laboriosa (Himalayan honeybee)
Lineage: Eukaryota; Metazoa; Arthropoda; Insecta; Hymenoptera; Apidae
Gene: Tmx3
Product: protein disulfide-isomerase TMX3
Exons: 10
Coding region: 209-1504 (431 amino acids)
Biological process (GO): peptidyl-cysteine oxidation
Cellular component (GO): endoplasmic reticulum
Molecular function (GO): protein disulfide isomerase activity
Source: RefSeq, a predicted model, not a curated record